Messenger RNA from Danaus chrysippus (African queen), 360 nucleotides. Lineage: Eukaryota; Metazoa; Arthropoda; Insecta; Lepidoptera; Nymphalidae. The record is from the annotation of a GenBank genome assembly.
AUGUUGGUAUUAGUGGCUGAUACUUUAUGUCAGCGAAUAAUCCAUCCAACAUGGAGACCUCCUCCAAGACGUCCGGUCAUCAUCAGAACUGCUAGAAGUGUCAGUAACGAGGAACCAUUGUGGUUGUAUAAAGGGGACGACGUCAUUCGAGCUCCACCAUCUGGUGACCAUCCUGUCUUACCUUCGAUCAUUGACGAUAUUAACCUGGACCCCAACAGAAGAUACGCCAGAAGUGUUGACUCUCCAAGUGCCAAGCGCUCGGGUGGAAGCCAUUCGUCUCCCAGCAGAAACCAUGAUACUGGACGGACUCAUCCUGGAUACAACCGAAGGAAUGCCAGAGAUGUUGUUUCAACUUAUUGA